UAUUGGCGUCAAACAAAUCACGGUGUGUUUGUGUCGUUUAACUCUCGAUUCUCGAUAAGGCCUAAUAUCGAGUGCAUUUCGACGCUUCUCAAACGUAAAGGGUUUGGUAGAAUAUUGUUCUAGGUGUCGAGGAGAAACGUGGUCGUUAGUUAAUUAAUUAAUUAACGCGUACCUCCACGAGGAGACCCCGGGGACCUGCGUGCUAAUCCGCAAAACGCCAUUCUGCACGAGAGCUAAUAAACAUCACUUAAAUAUGCCGAGGAGAGCGAGACGAGGACCGAGAGAACAGGAGGAAGAGGAUGGCGAAGACCUUCAGGACAGCAGUGGGCUGCAGGCGGCUCUUCAUUCACGCAAAGAGCAGAAGAGAAGGCUCCACAUCAGGAGUUCCUGUCAGAGCCUGUGCGAUCUCCUGCCGUUCGUCGAAGGACCCCUUGACACGGCGACCACCCUAGAACUCACGGCGAGAUACAUCGGCUACAUUAAAACCCACCUGCCCCCAGACCUCCUCGCCACGGUUAAUAGAACGGUAGAGCAGAACAUGAGGGGCUCAUGGCAAAAGCGAGAGAAUUCGUCAAAGAAAAGGAAGACGAGUGGUCUGAGGAAGAACACCACACAGCGGUCCAAACCAUCUGCCGAGAAGACUCCUGACAAUGCUGCCCUCUGGAGGAACGUCCAGCCCCUGAUUAGUGUGUUGGCCAACCAUCCCAACGAUCAGACCGCCGCCCCUCUUCUCUUUGCCGAUCGACCCUCUCCUCCACCCCAACCUCCUCCAACCGGCGCCGUUGUCACGCCAAUACUGCUGGACAAGUCGUCGGUGCCUCGUGGACAGAUGCUGCCUCUGUGUCAGGAGCAGUCCUUCUCCUCCUUCUCUGCCCCCACCUCCUCCUCCUCCUCCUUCUCUGCCACCUCCUCCUCCUUCUCUGCCCCCACCUUCUCCUCCUUCUCUGCCCCCACCUCCUCCUCCUCCUCCUUCUCUGCCCCCACCUCCUCCUCCUCCUCCUUCGCUGCCCCCACCUUCUCCUCCUUCUCUGCCCCCACCUCCUCCUCCUUCCAAUAUGUAGAGAACAACUGGAUGGCCCCCUCUCCGCCGGCAUUCUCUAGUCCAGCCCUCCCUAGCCCCACCUUCUCCGGCACCUCCUGCCCCAGCACUGCCCUUAACGCCAUGACGUCAUCAACAAACGCCAGCCAUAGGGGCGUCCUGCCAGGACCCACCGACACCGCCCUGGGGGGCGAGUCCGCAGCCGAUCACGUUGUGACGCUGCAGAUCAUGGACGUCGCUGCCCCCAACGUGACUGACGCAGGAUCAGGUGAGCUCGCGACGGCGACGGCGACGGCGGUGAACUUGGACGCGGUCUGGGACCAUCAGGAUCAGACCAUCGUGCUUAUCGUGCUGCCUCCCGCUAUCAGUGACGUCACAACCACUCAGGGGCAUCAUCUGCCGCAAGAGCUGUCGUCGGCGGCGGCGCUGGAGAGAGAGAACGCCACCGUGGCGGCCGCAGGGUCAGCGACGGCGUCGGGAAGGUGGGAGGCUUCGUUUGACGCCCCAGUCCAGCAGAGUGGCGUCAGUGGUAGUCCAAUCACGACGGGCGCUAAGGGCAAGGUUGGUCCCUAUUGGCUGGACCUGCUGUUUGAUGACAGCCUGUGCAUCCCGGAGGCCAUAUUUGAAAAUAAUCAGACGGUGGAGGAUCACACCAACGACCAAACACUUGCCACAUUGUAGUGUCAGCUAUCUGUUGCGUCCGGCAAGGAUAUAUAUAUUUUGAUUUGUAAUGUUAAUUUUCUAGUUGGUGACGUUAGUAUUCAGCCUUAAUGUAAAGGUAAAAAAUUAACACAGAAGCUAAGCCGAAUUGCUUUCGUUCUUCAGCAUUGUUUGUUUGCGUUUUCCAUCUCUUGUCAUUUCGGGUAACAUACAUGACUAGUUAAUUGUCAUUUACUUUUUUUUUGUUUACUUGACAAUAAAAUAUUUGUUCAACAGCACUAAUUCUUUACUUUUAUGAUGGAUGAAUU
Molecule: messenger RNA, 2007 nt
Organism: Gadus chalcogrammus (walleye pollock)
Lineage: Eukaryota; Metazoa; Chordata; Actinopteri; Gadiformes; Gadidae
Exons: 6
Coding region: 254-1720 (488 amino acids)
Molecular function (GO): protein dimerization activity
Source: RefSeq, a predicted model, not a curated record